CCGAUCUUAUCCUUUCACGCUGCUUGUCGGGUUUACAAGAAUCUAGUGAGUGAUAGUCGAGCCAUUGCAUUCUGUGUUGUUCGACAUUUUCUGUGUUACAAGUGUCAUAGGCAUAGGUUUUUCGGUGGUUUUGAGUGUUGCUGUGGAUUUUACACCGUUGGAGUCACCAUAGAAUAGGGACGAACUUCAAUUCGAAGCUGGUAUUCCUUCGAGGUACUGGACACGAGUGAAGUGAUCAAGUGCUGAAAGUGCGUAUUAGAACAGGACUCCCUGUGAAUAUUAUGGAAUUCGAACAAAAAUAGUCCUAGUGUCGUUCUGAGGAUUUUUUUUCUUAUCGCGAUGGAGACCGAGGAGCUCAUCAAGUUAGUCGAUGGGAUUUAUAAGAAUAUCCUGGAUAAGUUCAAUCCAGGAGCGAGGCAGAUGAUCAAUGCAGGGAAGGCUUAUUUGAAGGCGUUGCAUGGUGCUGCUGCAGCAUCUCGUCUCUACGUAGAUGCUAUCAGCAAACUGGCCCGUCAAGCUCAACAAGGGACAUGGGGUGGUUCUUCAGAUAUCGGUGCUGCCUUGAUGAAGAUAGUCGAAGUAUACAAGGAAAUACAAGAUCAGCAAAUGAACAUUCUCAAGGCGUUCUACGUGGAUCUGCUGGUGCCGCUCGAGACUAAUCUGGAAAAGGACACGAAGGUGGUGCAGUCCGAACAGAAACGGUUCCUGCAGCAACAUAAACAACGCGCCGAAACGUACAGCAAGGCGGCGGCCAUGAUGAAAAAACAGCGGAAGAAGUCCCGGAGCAGCACUAAAACCGGACUUGCCAUGGAUAAGGAACUCAAAAACAUGCAGGUCCUCGAGGAGGAGAAAACGAAACUGGACGCCUUCUGCGAGCAGAGCCUCAAAAACGCGAUGACGCAGGAGAGGAGACGGUACGGGUUCGUCCUGGAGCGACAAUGUUCCCUGGCCAAACACCACUUGUCCUAUCACUCUCAGGGGGUGAGCGCCUAUCAGCAGAACAUCGAAAAAUGGUCCGAGGUCGCCAAGACCAGGGAGUUCCUCCCUGAUUCCGUGGAGAAUAUAUUCACGAACCGAUUGAGGAACAUCUCGAUGUGGCAGGACGAGGACGUCUAUUCGAAUCCCAGAAGUCCGAACUUCGAGGACGACAGGAUGAGCAUCACCUCGCAGCUGAGGAAAACGAAGAGCAUGGACGCCUCUUGUCUAGACAUCCGCUCUAUCGGCGACGUCGGAUCUCCGGUAACGACCAUGUCCAGGGCCAAGUCCGAAUACAAUCUCAACUCGUCCAACAAUUCGCUCACACAAGAUGGUCAUUCUCAGCCCCGCCGUCCGAAAUCAAUGGCCGUCCCACCACCCCCACAAUGGGACACCCAGCUGGCCAGGGCCCUCUACGCCUAUCUGUCCAGCGGGGAGAAUCAGCUCAGCUUCUUGGAGGGCGAUCUGAUUUCCCUGAUUGGGGAGCGAAACAAAGGCUGGCAGUUUGGAGAGAACUUGAGGACGCAGUGCAGCGGCUGGUUUCCCCUGGCCUAUACUGAGAUACUGGACGAGCCUAGUCUGUCCCCAAGCCAUAGGAACGAAACAGGCAUGUCCCAGGGGCAGACCGGGGUUAGCAACAAUGGCCAAAACAAUCCCGGAUCACAUGAUGGAUCCGAAACACCGUCCGGUAACAACACACUAGAAUCCAGCACUUCCCGUAUGUUUGGAGACACCAUUCACUUGCACAGAUCUUCCAAUAACGCUAAGCAGAUUCGCCGCGCUAUAGGUUCUAACAACAUACCGCCACCGCAGCUUCCAGCUCCAGUCCCCACGCCAUCACUGCCAUAUCAGAAAACGGGUUUGACGCAGUCCCAGAGCACCAACUUCACCAGUUCCCUCACCAAGCCAACGAUCGAUACGUCCACUUUUCAAUCUAACUACUCGCAAUCGGGGAUAAAGUCUUCCGCCUCCUCCUUCAACUUCCAGACGCAGUCGUCCAUCUCUGGUGCGUACUCCACGCAUCCUCAGCCAUCUAGAUCGGAUAGGCCGACUGCAGGAGCAAACCUUCCCCUGCACCUACAAACCAAAGGUGGCAAGAUAGGUGGGCCAGUAGGAAACGUGUCCUUGCACAGCAGCAACGACUCCGGCUUCAGCAACGACCCCCCGCCCCAACCGGAAAUUGAUUAUUCCGAUGACGAGUCGAUUCCUGGUCAAACCAAGUUAACCAAUCGAUCCAAAAGAGAGAAGCAACCCCAAAACGACAAAAACAAUAACACGCUAGUACGUGGAUCCUCGAUCAGACAUUCCCAAAGCCACGGCAGCCUGGUAGGUAACCAAUACCACAUGGCAAACGACCCUGAAACCCUAACCAGGGAACACAAGCACCUGGUGAAAAGAACCAAGUCCUUCUGGAAGUUCGGAAAGAACAACUCCGACUGCGAGAUCCUGGAAGGCAUGGCGCUGUGGCGUCACAGGGACCUCGUGGACGUGGAGGAAUCCAAAGUGAAGACCAAGAAGUUCAAGAGCCCUAAGAAGAACGAGAGGGCUCCUAGGGAUAGAUCCAACGAUUCGGACAAGACGAUCAAUAAUAAAAACGUUGAAGAAGUCGGGUCCAAGUCGAAGAUGAAGAAGAACUCCGCUAAUGUCAAACCUGAUAAAAAGAGCAAGAUGUCUCUAUCGUCCAGGAAAGAGUCAUCGAUGGGGAACAACGAUUACGAUCGUUACAACGAGACGGACGUGAAAAACGCGGAGAAUCAAUUCUACGACGACGAAGAUGGGUUGAUGUUGAAGACUGUAAACAGGAGAAACAUCCUUCAGCAAUACGACAACGACGAUUCGACCAUCAUGGACUCCGAAGAGAGUCAUUCUGACGCUUCCAGCGACGAUCCUUAUGAUUGUAUCGUUGGUGAAAGUCAAAAUAUGGAUCGGAGGCAAGGUGGGAAUUUCCCGAACGUGGCAGAGAUCGGGAAGAAGCUGGAGAAGCUGUCGAAAUCCAGCAAAUACUCCCCGAAGAAAGGGAACAACAAGGAGAACCACCAGGACCAAACCAGCGUCACCGAAAAGAACAAAUUGAACGCUAAAGACAGAACCAACAAUAACGGCUUCGACAACGAGAUCAUUCAAUACCCCGACAAACGUUCGAGCUUCAGGACGUUCAGGGGUAAACCAGAUCGUGAACAGCAGAACGCCCCUGGUAAAUACCACCCUAACAGACAGGGACACGAAGAAAGAAACGCGGAAAAUGACAAGAGACGUUACUACGCGUCCACAGACUCCAACCGCAACAACGCGACAACUGACAGACGGACCGGCGGGAGACCGAGCUACGAGUCCAUAGAGUCGGACGUGACAGAGCUGAACGGCAGGGGGCAGGAUCCGAAAACGAACACGAACAGACGGUCCAAGGGCGAGUCGGAAAAAUCCGAGCGUUCCAAGUAUUACGACUCGAACGUGGAGUCUGACGAGGAGAGGCAGUUCCUGCCCCGCACCAAGCUGUCGAAGACGAACAGCAACGGCGGCAGAUACGAGCAAAACGACCUGAUGGGGUACGGGGAGACGUUGCAGAGGAGGUUGAAGAAUCCGGAGUACGGGUCCAAAUACGACGAUCGUUCCCCCCAUAACGGGAACAUGUACGGGCCUUGGUAUGAUCUCUGGGGCCUCGACGCUACGUCAGGGAAAUAAUAGGACGAUUUGAAUGCAUUGCAUGUUUGCCGUCCGAUUUUAUACCGCUUGCCUCAGCUACUAACCUUACAGAUUCGCGAGAGUGCUUCCUAACUUGCUUUUUUAUUAUUAGCGGAGAAUUAGAGGAUCUAUCGAUAGGUAGUUUGAAUCCUUGCAUGUGUGUAAGCUUUUCCAUGUGUUGUCUUUAGGUUAUAAUCUCAUUGAACCACAGGAUUAAGUGACACUUGAUUUUCAUUGACGAAAUAAUAGAAAAGCUGUCGAUGGCAUUUUCCAAUGUUUGAAACUACAUCAAGUUGUACUUUCGUUGAGUGCAGAUAGUGCUUAUGUCUGGGAGUCGUGGAUAAGUGUAGGAUUCUACAGAGUAAGUGAGGCUUGGUUCAGGGUCGGUGGGACAGGUGGCGUAUCGUGAGGAGGAUUGAAAAUAUUACUCACAGCGACGCAGCGGUUUCGCUUAAAGACCCCAGGUUGAAAUGUUUAUCACUGUACUGUACUGAUGAGGGACAAUGAUCUCGAAACCGACUACAGUUUGUGAUUAGAUGUUCCAGCCUCUCCUGUACUGAUUCAUGACUGUCGUCUCCAUUAUUGAUUUUAGUCCUAGAAAAUAAUCUACGAAGAGGGCUGUCUGCGGAAAAUCCAAUUAGAGAAAGCAAGUUUUUCUCUUUUUCGAGUUGAACUAGACGUUGUUUUUUAUUGGGAAUGGGGAAUUCUCCUCAGUUUGGGUUAUCACUGCAUAUGCAAGUUUAAAGUUUAAACUGAAUA
This is a messenger RNA of Coccinella septempunctata (seven-spotted ladybird), 4416 nucleotides long. RefSeq names its product GATA zinc finger domain-containing protein 14 (gene IRSp53). Gene Ontology annotation, molecular function: protein binding. The record is from RefSeq and is a predicted model, not a curated record. The transcript is spliced from 15 exons. Gene Ontology annotation, cellular component: nucleoplasm; cytosol. Gene Ontology annotation, biological process: plasma membrane organization; positive regulation of actin filament polymerization; actin crosslink formation. NCBI's taxonomy places the organism in Eukaryota, Metazoa, Arthropoda, Insecta, Coleoptera, Coccinellidae. Bases 340 to 3657 code for a protein of 1105 amino acids.